Molecule: messenger RNA, 627 nt
Organism: Meloidogyne enterolobii
Lineage: Eukaryota; Metazoa; Nematoda; Chromadorea; Rhabditida; Meloidogynidae
Source: the annotation of a GenBank genome assembly
UUUUUAUAUACGUUUUGGGUAAAAAUAUUUUUUAAAUUAAUUGGUUUAUUUUUAGGUUUAUCUAUUGUCGAUUUAUUUGUAAUUAUGCACUUACCUAUGCUCAUUUUUGAAAUGUUAGAAGGCCAGUGGAUAUUUGGGGGAGGAAUGUGUAAAUUAUACUGGUUCGGCGAGUCUGUAAAUAAAUUGCUCAGUUCAUUUCUUAUGACAGUGUUAAGUUGGGAUCGUUUUAUGGCCGUCUGCUACCCAAUAAGGUCUAUAGGAAUGCGAACAAACACAGUUGCAAUUUCCGUCUUAGCAAGCUGUACUUUUAUUGCCACCCUUCUUCUCUACCCCGUCCUAAAAGAAUCACAAGUUUACCAAGUUAAUAGACUUACGGGACUGAGACUUGUUGAUGAAGAAAUUAUUGCUGCUUCACAACAACAAGAUCUUCCUAGUAAUCAUUCUUUUACACCACCACAACCACACCAAAUUGUGCUCAAAUGCGUGUUUGAUACAAAUUCACCUUUCUUUAUGUUAUACACAUUUACUGUUGGGUAUUUAAUUCCGGCAAUGCUAAUUACUUUCUUUUAUGCACAGGUAAAGGAUUAUAUGCUGAAAUAUAAACUUGAAAUUGUAGAAUACAAAUAA